UCACGAGUCUCACGACGAGUGGUGGUACUCACAACUCAGCGGCAGUUUCCCCGGAAACUCAUUUCCAUUUUCAGAAAAUUUGAAGGGAGAACCAGAUGUUGAGACCAGUGGAAGUAGGGUUUUAGAUGGCUCUGGUCUCCUUUUGUCCUUCCUCUACAUCAUCACUUCCAAUCCGCAGGUCUUACUCGAUUCCUAAAAUCUCGAUUGCAGAAACCCUCACCCCGAGAAGAAUCGUGCAUAGGACCUUAGGCAUCUCGGUUUAUGCUCAUGUGAAUCAUAGCUCAUCUCUUCAGAGCUUACGCUGUUGCCCGAGCUCUUCUUCUUCUUCGGGCAAGGGCGAAAAAUCUCAUUCGACGAGAAUCUUCAUCAAAGGACUCUCACCAUCAACUUCUGAAGGGUUCUUGAGCAGGAUUUUUUCACAGUUUGGGAACGUUAGCAGAGUGAAAAUCAUACCUGAUAGACAAUCAAAACAAUCUUUGGGAUUUGCAUAUGUUUGGUUUACUGAUGAAGAGUCUGCCCAAUUGGCUGCCAAAGAGAUGGAUGGAAAGUUUCUCGAUGGCAGGUUUUUUGUUGUUAUGAUUGCGAAGCCUGAAUCUCCUUCAAGGCAGUUAAAGUCUACGCCUUACAAAUUUUGACCAGAACAUUCCCUCAUUUCCCCGCUUUAGCUUAGCCCUUUGGAAUUUGGACUGGGGAUAUGGAAGUGGAGCAGUUGAUUGAGUGGCUUAAAAAGUCUGAUAUGUAAAUCACUCACUCACUCUCUCUCUCUCUCUUCCCCUCCGCCCCUUCUUUUUUCCCUUUCUUCUGGUAGGAUAUGGAAAUCAUUCUUUAUUCUCCUUUCUGGUUGUAGUUGUGUAUCUGAAUCUUCCUAUUAGCAUGCCUACCAACAAAUAGCAAAAAAUUGGUGACAGAAAAUUGGUGGAAGUAUCAAUGAUCUGUCAUGUUCGUGGGCUAUAAGGAUGAUAAACAAAUUAAAAUGUCAGAAAAUGUAUCAGGUUUUGGCUGUUCCCUUUCUGCGAGAUACCAUUGGCACUGUACAGAUCUUGUCAUCCUCGUCCACAGAGAUCAGUGAUAUAUGAUCAGAUAUCUUGAUUUGGUGUCUAAUAGUGAAGUCCAGACUCCAGACACAUGCAUUAGACAGGUUAUGUUAUUUAAGGGCAACACCAUUUACGAGAGAGAACAUUGGUCUAUAGCUCAAUUAUUUCUGAACAAUCCCAAAAUGUCUCCCAGAAAAACUUUUCCUUUACCCAUAGUUAAGAGAAAACCUCUUUACCCACCACUUCAAUCGCAUAGGCUCAGGGACAUCUAUAAUGUUGGAUGUAACUGGAGUUCUGAGAACAGCCAUCAAGCUUACGUCUAGAAAUAGGAAACUCAUGGUCUCGGUCACAAACCUUCUACCUAUUCCCUUUUCCAUCCUUUUUUAUGUUUGAUGUUGUCUUAGCUCGGCCUUUGCUGGAAAACUUGAGUACUUGAAUUACAACCAUUCUACAUCCCAGACAGAUGCCUGAAUUUUGGUGUCUUGAAUUUACUUUCUUACUGGUCUUCUAUGUUAUUUCUCUAUCUGGGAUGGCUGCAACUAUAUGCUCAUCUGCCGUAACUUACGAAGGUAACGUUAUAAGAGUGGAGGAGUUGUUAAUGCUGAUCCGAGUGACAUAGAAAAGGUUCGUCGUCGCAGAACUGUAUGUUUUGCUUGUGUGUCUAUGUCUAGUCAUGAUUGGGGCUUUCAUUCUAGUUACUGCUGAUGGUGUCAUUGCUGCGUGGAUUAGCAUUGUUGGUUUUUCUGCUGCAUUAUUAUAUCGUUACCUGGCCACUAUUUUUAUGCUGGGUCACAUGAUCUCAAUUCUAGAAGACUGCUUUGGAAUGAAAGUAAUAGGAGAAAAAUUCAGGGGUUUGUCCUUGUUCUGUUUCUAGAGCUACUGAGAACUCUAAUUUCCUUUCUGUUGAUUCUUCUCACAGUUGUUGAUGAUUAUGAUUUCAAUGACUCAGAUUGCCUUCGUUUUGUAGACUAUCUUCUAUUAUGGAUGCAAGAGGGGUCACAAAGUGAACGUAUAAAUUGAAUCAAUCUUACUCCCACAGAUCAUGGGAUGAGGAAAAAUCAAUACCACCUCAAAAUCACUCUUGUAGACUAGAAUUGUUGUCAUAUGGCUUCGUAGUCACUCCCCCUUUAUAUACAAAUGUUUUGCAAUACCCGUCCCA
Molecule: messenger RNA, 2193 nt
Organism: Macadamia integrifolia
Lineage: Eukaryota; Viridiplantae; Streptophyta; Magnoliopsida; Proteales; Proteaceae
Product: organelle RRM domain-containing protein 2, mitochondrial
Exons: 4
Coding region: 126-635 (169 amino acids)
Molecular function (GO): RNA binding
Source: RefSeq, a predicted model, not a curated record